Xyrauchen texanus (razorback sucker) is the source of this 4098-nucleotide messenger RNA. Its product is annotated as endoplasmic reticulum transmembrane helix translocase-like. The transcript has 25 exons. Bases 132 to 3680 code for a protein of 1182 amino acids. Gene Ontology annotation, biological process: extraction of mislocalized protein from ER membrane; intracellular calcium ion homeostasis. Gene Ontology annotation, molecular function: ATP binding; membrane protein dislocase activity; P-type ion transporter activity. Lineage: Eukaryota; Metazoa; Chordata; Actinopteri; Cypriniformes; Catostomidae. The record is from RefSeq and is a predicted model, not a curated record. Gene Ontology annotation, cellular component: endoplasmic reticulum membrane.
UGUGUCUGAAAUUUUUGAGAAAUCUGUACAGUGGACAGACAACAGGACGGUGCCAAGCUGCCUUUUUACCAUUGCACCUGCACCGAGGAGGCGGAGAGUAGGAGGGUCAACGGAGGAAGGCACUCUUUAGGAUGGAAGAAGCUAAAAAAGAGGGACAUAUGGUCGCAGACGGCAUCGACGGGCCGGGGGGAGCGCACAGCGAUGAGCUUGUGAGAUCAGUGUCGCUCCACUGCCGCAGGCCACGCGUACUGCAAGGCACAGUGUUUCCGUUCCUGCUUCUCUACCCGUGCUGUUUGUAUACGUGGUUUGGAGUUUACGGUGGUGCUGAGUAUGUCGAGGCCGGCUUGCUGGCGGUCGCUGCUAUCGGGAUCGCGCACGUCCUGACAGUGCUUUCUGGCUACUGGUCCGUGCACGCGCACUGCUGGCUCACCUGUUCUAAGGAGUCUGAUCCAGACAAGGCCACCUUUGCAAAAGUCAUUCCUAUGCCUAACAAUGGCUCAGCUGAAUUAGUGCCUCUUCUGAGGGAUAAGGACGAGGAUGGAGAGGAAAUUCUGUCCUUCGAGUUCCAGAAGAUCCGGUAUGUGUAUGACCGGAAAGAAAAGAAGUGCUUUUUGCAAGUGGCGUUCCCAAUCAACUAUCCAAUGAGUUAUUUCCAGAACUGGAAAGGCUAUCAGGAGGAGGCUCAGCUACGUUCUGCGGAGAAGUGUUACGACUGCAACCGUGCUGAGAUGGUGGUGCCAGACUUCCUGGAGCUCUUCAAGGAGAGAGCCACAGCUCCCUUCUUUGUCUUUCAGGUGUUUUGCGUGGGUUUGUGGUGUUUGGAUGAAUACUGGUACUACAGUGUCUUUACACUCUUCAUGCUUGUGGCUUUUGAAGCAUCUCUGGUGCAACAGCAGAUGAGAAACAUGUCAGAAAUCCGCAGGAUGGGGAACAAACCAUACAUGAUCCAGGUCUACAGAAACAGAAAAUGGAGGCAUAUAUCUAGUGAUGAAUUAGUACCUGGAGACAUCAUCUCAGUUGGGCGUUCUCCUCAGGAUAACCUGGUUCCUUGUGAUGUUCUUCUAUUGCGAGGGCGGUGUAUAGUGGAUGAGGCCAUGCUUACAGGAGAGUCUGUGCCACAGAUGAAGGAACCUGUGGAGGAUCUGGACCCUGAGAGAGUUCUGGACCUGCAGGUUGAUUCCCGUCUGCACGUCAUCUCAGGAGGCACCAAAGUGGUUCAGCACAGCCCACCUCUCAAAGCCAGUGCUGGACUGAAACCUGUAGACAAUGGCUGUGUUGCUUAUGUUUUACGGACGGGUUUCUACACUUCUCAGGGCAAAUUAUUGAGAACAAUUUUGUUUGGAGUGAAGCGGGUGACGGCCAACAACUUGGAAACAUUCAUUUUUAUCCUCUUCCUGUUGGUGUUUGCCAUUGCUGCAGCUGUGUAUGUUUGGGUCGAGGGGACGAAGGACCUGAGCAGAAACAAAUAUAAGUUGUUUCUGGAGUGUACUCUGAUCCUCACUUCAGUAGUGCCACCUGAGUUACCCAUAGAGCUCUCACUGGCUGUUAACACAUCUCUUAUUGCUCUGGCCAAACUCUAUGUGUUUUGCACAGAACCUUUCAGGAUCCCCUUUGCUGGAAAGGUGGAGAUUUGCUGCUUCGACAAAACUGGCACCCUGACAAGCGACAGCUUAGUAGUUCGUGGUGUAGCCGGACUCAGAGAAGGGAAAGAAGUGACACCAGUGUCAGAGAUUCCAGUGGAGACUCAUCGAGUGGUGGCUACUUGCCAUUCACUGGUCACACUGGAUGAUGGACAACUAGUGGGUGAUCCACUGGAGAAGGCCAUGCUGACCGCAGCAGACUGGACCCUAACUAAAGAUGAGAAGGUGUUUUCUCGCAACAUUAAGACUCCUGGCCUGAAGAUUCAUCAGAGGUUUCAUUUUGCCAGUGUUCUGAAGAGGAUGUCAGUGCUGGCGUCAUUUGAGCGGCUGGGCUCCACUGAGCUCUGCUACAUAUCCACUGUGAAAGGAGCACCAGAGACACUGAGGGACAUGUUCACAGAGUGUCCAGACAGCUAUGAUGAGGUACACCGUGAGAUGUCACGUGAGGGGGCACGAGUUCUCGCACUGGGAUAUAAAGAGAUGGGCCACAUGAGCCAUCAACAGGUAAGGGAGGUGAGUCGUGAGGUGCUGGAGUGUGACCUGCGCUUUGCAGGAUUCAUGGUCGUCUCCUGUCCUCUGAAGAAUGACAGCAAGGCUGUUAUCAGAGAGAUACAAGAGGCCUCGCACCAUGUAGUAAUGAUUACAGGUGACAACCCUUUAACUGCAUGCCAUGUAGCCAGAGAGCUGCAUUUCAUUCAGAAAGAGCACACACUCAUACUGCAGCCUGGCCCUUGUCAAGCUAAAUGGCAGUGGGAAUCCAUAGACGGCAGUGUGUGUCUUCCUCUACCUCAUUCCUCGGUGCCAGAUUUGAUCAGGCAGUAUGACCUUUGUGUCACGGGAGAGGGGCUGACCAAGUUGACCUACGACCCCCGUUUACUCAAUGCUCUGCUUCCUCACGUGCAAGUCUUUGCUCGUGUCAGCCCCAAACAGAAGGAAUUUGUCAUAACCACUCUAAAGGGACUGGGUUUUGUCACACUGAUGUGUGGAGAUGGCACAAAUGAUGUUGGUGCACUAAAACACGCCCAUAUAGGUGUGGCACUGUUGGCAAAUGCCCCAGAGCGAAUGCCAGAGAAAAGGAAGAAAAACAAAGAGAAGGAGUUUUCAGCUGGAGAUCCCAAACCUGGACCCCCAGUCACAAGUUCAGGGGUCAAACUUGGCUCCCGUGCAGCCAGACAGAGAGUGAUGGCCCACAGAGAGGAGCAACUAGCAGCACAAAAGGAAAGGAUCAGUCAGGUAUUGCGAGAGUUAGAGGAAGAUCAGAUUCAAGUAGUAAAACUGGGCGACGCCUCCAUCGCCGCUCCAUUUACCUCCAAAUUGUCCUCCAUUCAGUGCAUCUGUCACGUGAUAAAACAGGGGCGCUGCACUCUGGUGACCACCCUGCAGAUGUUUAAGAUCUUGGCACUAAAUGCUCUGGUGCUGGCCUAUAGUCAGUCUGUGCUCUACUUGGAAGGGGUCAAAUUCAGUGACUUCCAGGCGACCCUUCAGGGCCUGCUGCUUGCCGGCUGCUUUCUCUUCAUCUCAAGGUCAAAGCCUCUAAAGACCUUGUCUAAAGAGCGCCCUUUACCUAACAUCUUUAACCUGUACACUGUCCUGACGGUGCUGCUGCAGUUCGCAGUCCACUUUUGCAGUCUGGUGUACCUGUACAGAGAGGCUCAGAGCAGAAGCCCACCCAGGGCUGAGCAGUUUGUGGAUCUGUACAAAGAGUUUGAGCCCAGUCUCAUUAACAGUACUGUAUACAUCAUGUCCAUGGCCAUGCAAAUGGCUACAUUCGCCAUUAACUAUAAGGGUCAUCCUUUCAUGGAAUCUCUCCGUGAGAAUCGGCCCUUGCUUUGGAGCAUCGCUAUAUCAGGGCUCGCAAUAGUAGUGCUGCUGUCGGGAUCAUCACCUGAAUUCAAUGAGCAGUUUUCUUUAGUAGAUAUUCCAGCUGAGUUUAAAUUAAUAAUAGCCAAGGUCCUUAUCUUGGAUUUUGUCGCUGCCCUGCUGGUGGAUCGAAUUUUGCAGUUCCUGCUGGGCAAAGGAACCUUGAGGUUACCUAAUUGAAGUGUUAUUGCCAACAGUCACUGAAGCAGCCGCUGCCCCUAGUGAACAGACUCUGAAUGGGCUUUACAGGAAUACAGUACUUGACUGGAAGCAAACUCUGCGAUAUGCAAAGGACGGACGUGAAACUCAAUACUGUACACACCCCAGUGUUUCCUUUUCCUCCCUAACUCUCUAUCUUUGAUAUUAACUUAACACUUAAGCUACUUUUUCCUUCUACUGACAUCUUUAACCUCCCCCUCUGCUCUGAAGGCCAAGAAAACUACAGUAUUGUGUUGACGGUAAGAGUGUGUUUUGGUGCGGUUGAUGCGCACAGCUGUGGCAGGGGCAUUUAGAAAGAAUUAAUUCAAAGAGUUGGGUUUUUUUUCCAUCAUUUUGUAAAAACACAUAUCUCUGAAAGACUUAUAAAUGACCAACAUAC